AACUGCAGACGACCCUUAGAUAGCAGCUUACAAGUGUUGAUGCAUUAAUGUUAAUGCCACAUAACUUGACAGUGCGCAGUAAACUGGCUGCAACUAGCUAGUGUGCUAACUAAUCUUAGCAUUUGCUUUUGUGGCAUUACCCUGGUCAAAAAUAGAAAAGCUGCUGGCUAGUUUUGCAAACGCACACGGAUGUUGGCAGGCAAAUAGUUCUACAGUUCGAACAAAGAAAUAUAUUCUUAAGAUCACAAAAACAUCCCGACGAGGAAAUAUGAACAGUUCAUCUGAUCCUCCCAACAGCACUCAGGGGCCCACCACAGAUAAAAAAGCCCCCCAGGAGAAACCGGCGGACAAAGCGGGGAAGAACCCUACGCAAGAACCCGAAGAAGAGAUUGACAUUGAUCUGGAUGCGCCAGAGACGGAAAAGGCAGCUUUGGCAAUACAGAAUCAGUUCAGACGCUUCCAGAAGAAAAAGAAGUAGAAAAGGGAAGAAUGAACGAAAGGAUCAGUGCAGAGGACAAAAAAACUUCCGCAAUAUUCAAAAUGGAAAGAGAUUUAAUAAGGAAGAGACAGAGAAAAGGGAAAAGUCAAGUGUGGGUGGGAAAUUAGGGGUUUGGAAAACAAAUGAUAGCCCUGUGGCAUCAACAUGCUGGGUUGAUUAGAGUUUAGUACAUAGGAAUAGAGAAGGAUUUUCACUUUAAAAGACAUUGCAGAUUUUGUUCUUGUUGUGUUUGUCUAGAUUUGUCUCCAUCCUUUCUCUCCUCUCCUGUAGACAUAAAUAUAGGUAGGAACGUGUUAUUGACAUGCUCAACACACAUCUGUCAUUUAAUACAGUAUAUUUAGUAUAUCAUUGAUGCAAAAUGUAACUGAUAUAAAUGUAAGAAUUCAAAGGGCAGUAAUGACCAAAUGUUACACUGCACCACAGUUAAACAUGCUGGUGUGAAUUAGCAUAGAUAUGAAGUAGCUUAGUUGUAAAUGCAUUCUUAGUGGUAGGCCUAGCUCUUUUUUCUUUCUAAAUGAUGAGUGUUUGAAAAAAAUAAAGAAAUCUCAGUAACACCAUUAUCUGUUUAGCAUUAGUUAACUACAUUAACAUGAACAUGAACUAACAAUUAAAUACUCCUAAUGCAUUCAUCAAUAUCAGUUAAUGUUAAUGCAUAAUUAAAAACAUUUAUGUUAACAAAGAUUAAUGAUACAGUAACAAAGGAACAGCUCGCUGUUAAUGUUAGUUAAUGCAUUAUUAGGUGUUACCGAAAUUUCUUUAUAUCAACAGUAGACCACAUAAUGAUUUGAUAACAGAAAAAAUAUAUUAACCAGACAUUAAAAGAAGAAUUAGCAAUAACAAUAUCUUGCAUAUUUCUGCAUUUUGGACAGGUAUUUAAUCAAAACACUGUAUAAAAUGAAGUAGCUUGUUACAGUGCCCUCCACUCAUAUUGGCUCCCUUGGUAAAUAUGAGCAAAGGCGGCUGUGAAAAUAAAUCUGCUUUGUUGAUCUUUUUGAAAUUUUUAACCUUUCAUUGAAGUAAAACAACUGAAAGUGGGGAGAAAAUCUCAUGGUGAAAUAAAUGUUUUUCUCCAAUGCAUGUUGGCCACAAUUAUUGGCACCCCUAGAAAUUCUUAUGAGUAAAAUAUCUCUAAAGUAUAUUACAUCCAUAUUUAAAUUUUUUUAGCACACCAGGGUGACUAGGAGCAUGAAAUUGUCCAGCCAUGACUUGCUGUUCCACAGGAUUAUAAAUAUAAGGAACACAAAGGCCAAAUUCCCUUAAUCAUCCAUCACAAGGUGUAAAACCAAAGAAUAUAGUUCUGAUGUGCAGAACAAGAUUGUUGAGCUUCACAAAAUAGAAAAUGGCUUUAAGAAAAGAGCUAAAGCAUUGAAAAUCCCCAUUUCCACCAUCAGGGGAAUAAUUAAGAGGUUCCUGUAAACUAAAGAUGUUACAAAUCUGCCUGGAAGAGGACGUGUGUCUAUAUCGUCCUAAUGCACGAUGAGGAGGAGAGUUUGAGUGGUGAAAGACUCUCCAAGGAUCACAGCUGGAGAAUUGCAGAGAUUAGUUGAAUAUUGGGGUCAGAAAGCUUAAAAAAUAUAUAUCAAAGAGCCCCUACAUCACCACAUGUUGUUCGGGAGGAUUUCAAGAAAAAUUGUCCUCGCUCAUCCAAAAACAAACUCCAGCAUAUUCAGUUGUCAGACACGACUGGAACUUCAAAUAGCACUGGCUUAUAUGGUCACAUGAAACAAAACAACAAAAAAAUGAUUUUUGGCAGCAAACCCUCCAGAUAGGUUUAGUACAAACAGGGAUAAAAAGUACCCCAUGCCCACUGUUAAAUAUACUGCUGGAUCUUUAAUGUUGUGGGCCUAUUUUUCUGCCGGAGGUCCUGCUCAUCUUGUUCAGACGCAUGGCAUCAUGGAUUCAAUCAAAUACCAACAGAUAAAAAAAUCUAAACCUGUCUGCCUCUGUUAGAAAGCUUAUAAUGGGCUUUGGUUGGAUCUUCUAUCAGGACAAUAAUCCAAAACAUUAUAAAGGAUCUGGAGAGAUUCUGUAUGAAGGAAUGGUCUCUGAUCUCUUAUCAGGUGUUCUCAAAACUCAUCAGGCAUUAUAGGAGAAAACUCAGAGCUAUAAUUGGGUGCCAAUAAUUGUGGCCAACAUGAACUAGAGAAAGCAUUUAUUUCACAAUGAGAUUUCCCUCCACUUUCAAUUGAUUUACUUCAAUGAUAGGUUAAAAUGUUGUGAAUUUUUUGAAUGAAAGAUAAACAAUGCAGAUUUAAUUUCACAGCCGCCUUUGCUCAUAUUUACCAAGGGUGCCAAUAUUAGUGAAGGGCACUAUAUUUUCAAAUUUGUCCCUAUUCAUGCAAAUGGCAUGUGAAACAGGCAAAGUAUGACAUUUUUGCUCAAUUUACUGUAUUUUACCGGCUGGUUGAAUUUAGCACAAGGCCGAGAACCUUUUUAAGUCACGUCAUACUCACUGAAAUUAGCAUAAUGCCUUUAAUUUUUGCUUUAUUGCCAGUUACAGGCGUGCAGUGAGAUCCUUGAAUUUUUGGCUAGUCAAAUGAAGAUGAUUAUCAAGGAAAGUGUACCAUUUGAUCUAUUUUAAGUGUCUUUCUCUUUCUCCUUCCCCUAUAAUUAAAGCGGUCUCUACAGAUAUCUCAGAAUAGCUCAUAAUAAUGAGAGCAGUCUAUAGACACUCAUGAUUAUCUCACAGUUAAUGGGACAAAUGAUGCCUGUAAUUGCAUUGAGACAGGUGUGAUGAAAAUGUCAUCGGUGUUUGAUCGUUUUCAAAUAAUCACUGGCAAUGCAACAAUUUAAUACAUAUGUUAUUAUUCUGUAUGUUUUAUAUAAAGUAUGACACAUUUUACUGUUGGACAGUUAUCUUGUCCUGUAUUGCCCUGUACUUCUUUUUCUGUACAUGUACUUAUGUGCGCUUGAGUGCUCUAACCCACACUUGUUUCUUUUUUCUCCGUGUGACUCAGUCUAAAAUAU
Onychostoma macrolepis is the source of this 3466-nucleotide messenger RNA. It is a transcript of the gene pcp4l1, whose product is annotated as Purkinje cell protein 4 like 1. The coding region runs from base 269 to 478 and encodes 69 amino acids. Lineage: Eukaryota; Metazoa; Chordata; Actinopteri; Cypriniformes; Cyprinidae. The record is from RefSeq and is a predicted model, not a curated record. Gene Ontology annotation, molecular function: protein binding. The transcript is spliced from 3 exons.